Messenger RNA from Protopolystoma xenopodis, 363 nucleotides. The record is from the annotation of a GenBank genome assembly. NCBI's taxonomy places the organism in Eukaryota, Metazoa, Platyhelminthes, Monogenea, Polystomatidea, Polystomatidae.
AUGGUCAAGGUCGAGGCCUAUCAUCACUUCCUCGUUGACAGAUCAACCGUUGUCCCCUGGACCUUCGAUCAAUCACUGGUGCCUCUGCCCUUUCAUACGAGGCGAACUAAGACAAGUGUCGCUCUCUUCAUUUCACUCUUUGCAUUCGCCCGAUUGUCACUUGACCACAAGUCGAAUGUGACUGGCGCGGCUGGCAAAAACGAGUAUGCCUGGGACUCGUUAGAAAAAUCGGCCCUCGAGUGUCAACGGAAAAGAGUUCUAGCGGAAGGCUGCUGUCUACUCAAGACCCCCAGUCCAUUGGAGACCAACUGGGAAGGCAUUUUCUCUAUAAGUGUUGUAUUCAUCCCAUUUCGUCUGAGGUGA